AUGCCGUCCUUGCCCGUCCUCAUCGACACAACUACCGAGUUUGAUGUUUCAUCUCCUCAAAAUGUGACUCAGAAGCGCAGUCUGCUCCUAGCACCCCCUUCGAUCGCUGCCCACGAAGAGAAAUUGCGAGAUAUAUUCACGACAUUCGAUCGUUCCGUCACUGAUUUACAGAUGCUGGACCGCUUAUCAGCCGGAUUCGUCACACUCCCGGCAUCCACUUAUGACCUUGUCCUCGUUCUCACAGAUACCAAUGGCGCUCGGCGAAAUGAGGCACUUGAACUGUUGACGCGGGAUAUUUUUAAUAUCCUUACACCCUCUAUGAAGCCUUCGGCACAAUUGCAGUUGCAAGAUGGUCCGUUCCAAGCAAACGAGGGUCGCGAGGCGAUUUUGGCUGGUUUGGUUGAGAAGCAUGGCGCAUUCGAGAAACCUCAAUAUCAGGAAGCCGCUGUACCUCUUCGAUUUGGCGCCAAUAAAAGGAAGAAUAAGAUUUCUCCCGAGCCGGUUAAGAUCGAGAGUGUUGGAUUCGUGGAUAAUUAUGAUGAUGACGAAUUGAUUAACGAAGACGAUUUACUGGACGAGGAGGACUUGGGUAAACCUGUGCAGCAACCUGCUGAAUGUCAACCAGAGACCGCUAAAAAGCGACGACGGGCUUGUAAGGAUUGCACCUGUGGUCUUGCUGCUCAGCUAGAAGCAGAAGAUGCAGAGCGCCGCGAAAAGGCCAACGCAGACCUCAAUGUCCUCAAAUUGAAGACCGACGAACUCAACGAUGAAGUCGACUUUACGGUGCAAGGAAAGACUGGCUCCUGUAAUAGCUGUUCUCUAGGAGAUGCAUUCCGUUGUGCAAGCUGCCCGUUCAUCGGAUUGCCUGCCUUCAAACCCGGUGAGGAAGUUAGAAUCAUGAACGAUAUGGCCCAGCUUUGA
Talaromyces stipitatus ATCC 10500 is the source of this 921-nucleotide messenger RNA. RefSeq lists its product as uncharacterized. The record is from RefSeq and is a predicted model, not a curated record. The transcript has 2 exons. Gene Ontology annotation, biological process: iron-sulfur cluster assembly. Gene Ontology annotation, molecular function: iron-sulfur cluster binding. The coding region runs from base 1 to 921 and encodes 306 amino acids. Lineage: Eukaryota; Fungi; Ascomycota; Eurotiomycetes; Eurotiales; Trichocomaceae. Gene Ontology annotation, cellular component: cytoplasm.